Molecule: messenger RNA, 1819 nt
Organism: Lactuca sativa (garden lettuce)
Lineage: Eukaryota; Viridiplantae; Streptophyta; Magnoliopsida; Asterales; Asteraceae
Gene: ASHH1
Product: SET domain group 26
Cellular component (GO): nucleus
Molecular function (GO): protein binding; histone methyltransferase activity
Source: RefSeq, a predicted model, not a curated record
ACAAACUUCAGGGGCUAAUCGGAAAGCCAAAGGACGGAAGCACACACUUGAAUCGCAGCGCCAAAGAUUUUGCAACAGCAAACAACAUUUUCCUUCUCUCAGAUAAAUGCGUAGCCACUGACGAAAAUCAGCAAAAUCCUCAUCACCCAUCACAUCCUCGUGUUAGAGAAGAAGCAUGAGAAGUCGCAAUAUCAAACCCUAGAGCAAGUGUCCGAUUUUUUCUAUGUGGCGGAAAUGGAGCUCGAAUUCAACAGAAUCCAUUUACCGGAAGGAGUGGCUCCAUUCACACAUAUUACUCGAAAUGAACGCUCAGGCCGGAAGCAGCAGAUAAAGAAAAAAGAUGAGGAUAUUGCUGUGUGUGAAUGCAAAUUGGAUCCUGGUAAGACUGAGCUUGCAUGUGGAGAGAGGUGUUUGAAUGUAUUAACCAACACAGAAUGCACCCCUGGAUAUUGCCCUUGUGGCACCUAUUGCAACAACCAGAGGUUUCAAAAAUGUGAAUAUGCAAAGACAAAGUUAUUCAAGACGGAGGGCCGUGGAUGGGGUCUUUUAGCUGAUGAAAAUAUCAAGGCUGGACAGUUCAUUAUUGAAUAUUGUGGAGAAGUAAUAUCUUCAGAAGAAGCAAAGGCCAGAUCUCAAACUUAUGAAGCUCAAGGAUUAAGGGAUGCAUAUAUAAUUUCUCUUAAUGGCAGUUACUUUAUUGAUGCCACAAGGAAAGGAAGCCUUGGUAGAUUUAUAAACCAUUCCUGCCAACCGAAUUGUGAGACUAGAAAGUGGACGGUUUCAGGGGAAACUCGGGUUGGGAUUUUUGCAAAACAGGACAUUUGUGUUGGAACUGAACUUGCAUAUGACUAUAAUUUUGAAUGGUAUGGUGGCGUUAACGUGCGUUGUCUGUGUGGGGCCCCUAACUGUUCUAUUUUUCUUGGUGCAAAGUCUCAGGGUUUCCAGGAGCAUAAUCAUGUCUGGGAAGAUGGUGAUGACAGAUAUACAGUUGAUGAAUUCCCUCUGUAUGAUUCUGCUGAAGAUGAAGCACCUUCAGAAAAGGUGAACAAGAUUACUACAGAAGAACCCCUUUCAGUAGUAACAGUGAGAAGAAGCGAGGUUAACAACAACAACAACAAUGGUUUUGGAUAUAAACACAAGACCAAUUUUUCAGGUGGUAACAUUAAGCGUGGUGGUGGUGGUAUGGUGGUUUCUGGGGAUUUUAACAACGGGCCUGCAAAGCGGGCAGGUAAACGCAGCCCGAACCGAAAGCAAAAGGCUUCGGGCAGGAAACCGGUGAAUGGGAAACGUGUUGCACAGCUCUUUGCUUCAAAAAAAGUACAAGACCAACUCAUAAAAUGCGAGGAGAUAAGAAGUGAAGCGAGUGUGAUGCUUGAUUCUGUGUACGAUGAAAUACGGCCUGCAAUUGAAGAAAGGGAAAGGGAGAGCCUGGACAGUUUGCCCACAAAUGUAGCAGAAAAGUGGAUAGAGGCUUCCUGCUCUAAAUUAAAUGCAGAUUUCAACUUGUACUUCACAGUCGUCAAAAAUGUCGUCUGCCCUCCUCCUCCUCCUCCUCCUCCUCCUCCUCCUCCUCCUUCUGAUCCUCAAACUUAACCUCCCUCAUCAUCCACAACAACAUAUUGCAUAUGCAUGUUUGGGUCUGGAAUUUCAUGAUGUAAUUUUAUUCUUCAAAAAGUUUGUGAAUGGUAGGACCCUACUUUUUUCAUACAAAUUUUUUGCAUAGUCAGCAAGCUAAGGUGGGUUGUUGGUUCAAUUUCAGAUUUCAUGAAUUCGUUGUUAUAAAACUCAAAUCAGAAAAAAAAGGUGUUGUUCAACUUCA